AUGGAACCCGAAUUUGUUUCAUCUCAGUGUGGAACUCGAAAAUUAGUGAUUAACGGAUUUACAUAUGUAUGUCAACGGAAAGGUGAGAGACGUACACACUGGCGAUGUGAUCGUUAUCAGAAGGAUAAAUGCAGAGCAACUGCUUUAACGGAAAACGGAAAAGUGCAUAUCAAACAUGCAACUCAUAAUCAUCCAGCAAAUACGUCCAUAUUUGUUUCAAAGCGACUUUAUAGCAAAUUGAAAAUGGCGAUGCUACAGUCAUCUGAAUCAGUACCAGAAAUAAUUCGACGUGUGCUGAGUAUGAAUAAUGAGGAAGCAGCAAUCGCAAAAUUGCCCACUUUCGAGACUCUUUGUAAUUCGAUGCGUAAAUUUCGAGCGAAAGUUCAACAGGCUCGAGCAAAUCAAGCUACUGACCCAAGUGUCUUCAGUGUCUUCAGUGUCGAUCCGAGGUUAAGCUCAACCAAUAAUGAUUUGUAUAAUGCAUCUUCUGCUGAAGAAUCUUUUGGUAUCAAUAUCGACGGUUUAAAUUUGUCGAAUAUAGCGGAAUUCAACAGCGGAUCAGCUGGAACGCGAUUCGAUGAACCAAUUAUGGAAGAUGUUGUGGCUACGAGCUCUACGUCUCAGGCUGGUGAUAAGGCUGAUAACAGCGAAAUGAUGGAGUAUAAAGUCUUUGAAAAUGCAAAGACACAACUAGAAAACUGGGAACGCAAACAGUUAUGCAACGUUAGAAAAAUAGCUGAAUCCUCAAUAUCACGGAGGUCAAUAAUGGCAAUGUUUUCGAAUAACGAUGAACCAAAUAAUUCCAGCAAUGAAUAUUACAAUUCGUGUACGUAUGCAGAAUUGGUGCAGUAUAGACAACUCGAAAUACCUUUUCUUAUAGAAUUUUUAACGAAAGCUUUCACCGAAUUGAGCCAUUUAGAAAAGGAUAUUAAGGUUUCAAUUUUUAAGAAUUUCGCGCCUUAUUUUUGGUUAAUUGAAAUUGGUUAUUCAUCAAUUAAUUUCGAAACUGGUUCAAGGAGACUUAUUGUUUCAAUGUUGCGUUAUGUCGAUUCAGUUUGUCUUCCAGAUUUUCUCGAAAAAAAGAAAUCCAGUGAAAAACUAAUGAGUUCAUUUUGUGAAUUAUUUGACGGAAUUCACGAACAUAUUGUGGUACCAAUGCAAUCUAUGAAAAUUUUAGAAGGGGAAUUCGCUUUGCUUGUUGCUCUCCUUUUAUCGGAAUCCGGUGCAAAAUUGGAUUCAAACGAUGAUCUUGUCGCUAUUCGUGAUAAUGUACUUCGUGAAAUUGAGAGUUAUUAUCGUUUUAACAAUAUUGAAUGUUAUGCUUUUCGUAUUGCCGCUUUAGUUCGAAUGACUUUCUUUGUUAUGGAACUCAGGAAACAAUUUUCGAGUCAAAUGGAAGAAAUUUCUGUUGAUAAUGUUUUUGAAGUUGCCCCAUUUUUUUGA
Dracunculus medinensis (Guinea worm) is the source of this 1443-nucleotide messenger RNA. NCBI's taxonomy places the organism in Eukaryota, Metazoa, Nematoda, Chromadorea, Rhabditida, Dracunculidae. The record is from the annotation of a GenBank genome assembly.